AUGGACAUCGACAAGCACGAGAAGCUGGGGCUCGACGACAAUGUCGGGGUCAGCGUCGAAUUCGGUUCUGACUUGACCAAUGCCCAUCUUGACCCUGCCAAGGAGAAGAAGCUGCUGGCCAAGCUGGACUUCGCCUUUGUGCCGGUGAUUAUGUUUGCGUAUCUCUCAUGCUUUUUGGACCGGAGCAACAUUGGAAAUGUCAAAAUCGCAGGCAUGCCCCAGGAUAUUGGCGCCUCGACAACACAGUUCUCAACCGCCGUGUCGAUCUUCUACGCCACCUAUGUUUCCUUCGAGGCACCGCUGGCCAUGUCGAUGAAGAAAGUGACUCCACGCAACAUGCUCACCGUGUUGUGCGUUAUCUGGUCGCUGACCACUAUUUUCACCGGUUUCAUCGUCAACGUUGGCGGGCUAUAUGCCACCCGGCUGAUUCUCGGUGCAUGCGAGGCCGGGCUGUUCCCCUGCCUGAAUCUGUAUCUUACCAUGGUCUACCGACGUGAAGAGCAGGCAAAAAGGGUGUCGUAUCUGAUGAACUGUGCGGCUCUUUCUGGCGCUGUUGGCGGUUUGUUGGCGUAUGGGCUGUUGCAAAUGGACGGCGUGGCAGGGAAGGCUGGAUGGAGAUGGGUGUAUAUUAUCGAAGGCUGUUUCAGCGCUCUCAUCGCCGUCUGGAUCUGGUUCGGCCUGCCGAAUAACCCAGAGACCGCAUAUUUCCUCUCCGAGGAGGAGCAAUGGAUGAUGCAAGUGCGCAACGAGCAGCGCCGCCAAUACAUGGGAGCGGAGAAGUUCACCUGGGACGAAUUCUGGAUUGAGAUCCGCGAUCCCAAGCUAUACUUCAGCGGCGCCAUUCAAUUCUGCCAGGAUAUCCUCCUCUACGGCUUCAGCACAUUCCUCCCCUCAAUUCUCAGUAGCAUGGGCUACGAUACCCUCCACAGCAACGCACUUACUGUGCCAGUGUACAUUUUCUCUGCGAUCGUGUUCACCAUUGUCGCGUUCUACGCCGACCGCCUGUCGCGGUUCGCCGUAUUCCUGUUCGCCGCGAACAUCUUCUCGAUUGUCGGGUACAUCCUGCUCAUCAGCGUCGAUAACAACGCGGUUAAGUAUUUCGCAACCUAUCUCUGUGCAGUCGCGACGUAUCUGGGGCCUGGUUUGAAUCUGGCCUGGCUGAAUGUGAACGUCGCCCCGCAUCAUCGCCGUGCCGUCGCCGUCGGGCUGCAGCAGUCGAUUGGGAAUACAGCAGGGAUUGUGGCCGGACAGAUAUACCGUACCAAGCCAUAUGUUCUCGGCAACUCGUUCUCGCUAGGCGCGAUUUGUAUCUCGCAGAUGCUGAUUGUUGGGCAUAUGUUUUAUUUGAGAAGGGAGAUGUCGGUCAAACGUGCAAUUGAGGCCGGAGAAAGGGAGGAUAGCCGGAGAGUGAAGACGGGAGAUGGGGAGGUGGAUUUUAAGUAUUUGUACUAG
Messenger RNA from Talaromyces proteolyticus, 1452 nucleotides. RefSeq names its product putative MFS transporter. Bases 1 to 1452 code for a protein of 483 amino acids. Lineage: Eukaryota; Fungi; Ascomycota; Eurotiomycetes; Eurotiales; Trichocomaceae. Gene Ontology annotation, cellular component: membrane. Gene Ontology annotation, molecular function: transmembrane transporter activity. The record is from RefSeq and is a predicted model, not a curated record. The transcript has 4 exons. Gene Ontology annotation, biological process: transmembrane transport.